Macadamia integrifolia is the source of this 2028-nucleotide messenger RNA. RefSeq names its product disease resistance protein Roq1-like. The record is from RefSeq and is a predicted model, not a curated record. Lineage: Eukaryota; Viridiplantae; Streptophyta; Magnoliopsida; Proteales; Proteaceae. Gene Ontology annotation, biological process: defense response; signal transduction. The transcript has 5 exons. The coding region runs from base 1 to 2028 and encodes 675 amino acids. Gene Ontology annotation, molecular function: ADP binding; ATP hydrolysis activity.
AUGGAGCCACAGGUUGGAUUUGGAUCUUCUUCUUCUUCUUCUUCAAGUUCAAGUUAUGAUGUGUUUAUCAAUUUCAGAGGCGAAGACACUCGCAAUUCCUUCGUUGGUCACCUUUACAGGGCUCUCAAGGAUCGUGGAAUCCAUGCUUUCAUGGACAGCAAAAAUCUGUGGAAAGGACAAGAUAUUGGGCCUGAGCUUCUCGGAGCAAUUAAAGGAUCUAAGUUCUCGAUUGCUGUCUUCAGUAAAAGAUACGCAGAAAGCAAAUGGUGCCUAUCAGGACAGCCUUGGUGGAACGUCAGUUCUCUCAUUCCAUCAAGGCCAUUCAAACUGAUUGGGGGGGAGAAUUCCGUACUCUCCCAUCUUACUUUGCCAAGUUGGGCAUCCAACACAGGUUAUCUUACCCUCAUACUCAUAAGCAACAGGGAACAGUUGAACGUCAUAACAGACACAUUACUGAAACUGGGAUUACCCUACUAUCCCAUGCAACUGUUCCCCAGGCUUACUGGGAUUAUGCCUUUGAAACCGCGGUCUUUCUCAUCAAUUGCAUGCCCUCCUCUGUCACAGAAACAUGGGAAGGAGAAACCCGAAACUCUGCGAAGAUGGAAGCAUGCUUUGAGAGUAGGAGGUGAUAAGAGUGGAUGGGUUUUUGAUGAUGGGGCUGAUCAAUCAGAGCUAGUGGAGAAAGUUGUUCAAAAUGCUUGGAUUCGGCUGAAUAGGGUCCCCUUGAUUGAUGUCAAACACCCUGUUGGAUUAGAAUCUCGUGUGAAAGACGUAUUAUCUCUACUAUCAAAUUCCAGUUCUGAGGACGUUCAGUUUCUAGGGAUAUGUGGUUUAGGUGGGAUUGGGAAGACAACUAUUGCGACAGCUAUAUACAACCGCAUUUUUAGAAAUUAUACCAAGAGUUGUUUUCUGGAUGACAUUAGAGAGAAAGCAUCACAACCAAAUGGUAUUAAUGGCAUGCAAAAGAAUCUUCUUUACAACAUCUGUCGGGAGGAAAUAAUAAUAUGCAGUCCUAAAGAAGGAUCAAGAUUGAUAAAAGAAAGGCUUGGGAAAAUAGAUAUUCUUCUCAUUCUCGAUGAUGUGGGUCAUCUUACCCAAUUAGAUGCAUUGACUGGUGAUAUCAACUGGUUUGGUCCUGGAAGUAGGAUAAUUAUAACUACUAGAGAUCAGAGCAUUCUGGGUAGAAUUCCUCAAAAUAAUAGAAAAGUAUACGAGCCUAAAGAAUUAAAUACGAAAGAGAGUCUUCAACUCUUUAGUUCUUAUGCUUUUUAUACGGAUCAACCUCCAAAUGAUUAUAUGGAGCUUUCAAAUGAUAUAGUACGCACUACAGGAGGGUUGCCUUUAGCCUUACAGGUUUUGGGUUCAGAUUUGUCUAUGGAAAAAGAUAAAGAAGUAUGGAAAAGCAUGCAUAGGAUGUUGGGACAAGUUCCUCAUAAUGACAUCUAUGGAAAGUUAAAGAUAAGUUAUAAUAAUCUGCAAGAUGAUACUAAGAAGACCAUGUUUCUUGAUAUUGCAUGCUAUUUCAUAGGAUAUGAUGAAGAAAUGGUAAUUUCCAUAUGGGAGGCUUGUGGCUUUGAACCGAAAUACAAUUUAGGAGUUCUCAAGAGAAAAUCCCUUGUAAAGAUUACUGAAGUGCGUAUGGGUAAAGAUAUGUAUAUGAGUAAAUCAAAAGUGUUGUCGAUGCACAAUCAGAUUCGUGACAGGGGUAGGCGAAUUGCCAACAACCAAAGCCCUACGGAACCAGAUAAUUAUAGCAGGGUAUGGUCUUGUGACAAUAUCAUGAAGGUACUAAGCAGUGGUAAGUUGUUUCAUCAAUUGAAAGUUCUUAAACUCUCUGAGUGUAUGUGGUUGUUUGAGUCUCCCGACUUCUCAGGAUUUCCUCACUUAGAGAGGUUGUAUCUUAAUGAUUGUUAUGAUUUGGAUAAUUUACACGAAUCCAUUGGGCAACUCCAGCAGCUCGUUUACUUGAACUUGGACUCCUGCAUUUAUCUUGAGAAACUCCCUCAUAGUAUAUGCAGGUUGUGUUAG